This is a messenger RNA of Zea mays, 1788 nucleotides long. RefSeq lists its product as uncharacterized. Gene Ontology annotation, cellular component: peroxisome. Gene Ontology annotation, biological process: fatty acid beta-oxidation. The record is from RefSeq and is marked validated. Gene Ontology annotation, molecular function: acyl-CoA dehydrogenase activity; flavin adenine dinucleotide binding. NCBI's taxonomy places the organism in Eukaryota, Viridiplantae, Streptophyta, Magnoliopsida, Poales, Poaceae.
AGGCCUCCCACUGCGUGUGGGGCCGAGCCAGCUUGCUCCAUCAAGCCGAGAGCAGUCUCCCACUCUUCUUUCUCACCUCGCAUCGCACUGCCUCAAUCUCUCGUCUCUAUUGCUUCUCUGCCGGAGCUCCUACAACCUCGCCUCGCGCAGCACUCCGCUCACCCUCCCUGACUCCCUCCCUGCCGCUGGGAUGGCCGGCAAACGAGUUACGGGCCGCGAUGGGCAAGACGAGGGCGGCGCCAAGGCCGGGCUCCCGGCGAUGGACAUCUCCCUCGCGUUCCCGCAGGCCACGCCUGCCUCCAUUUUCCCGCCGUCCGCUUCGGAUUAUUACCAGUCUGAUGAUUUGCUGACCAGUGAAGAGCGCUCUAUCAGGAUGAAGGUCAGGGGUAUUAUGGAAAAAGAAAUUGCUCCCAUUAUGUCAGCGUACUGGGAAAAGGCAGAGUUUCCAUUUAAUGCCAUUCCUAAACUUGCAAGCCUUGGUGUUGCUGGUGGUACAAUAAAGGGUUAUGGGUGCCCAGGACUUUCCAUUACUGCCAGUGCUGUUACUAUGUCAGAAAUUGCACGGGUAGAUGCAAGCUGUUCCACAUUUAUACUGGUGCACUCCUCUCUUGCGAUGGUGACAAUAGCUCUUUGUGGAUCCGAGGCUCAGAAGCAGAAGUACUUGCCAUCCCUUGCUCAACUUACUACUGUUGGCUGUUGGGCUUUGACAGAGCCAAACUAUGGAAGUGAUGCGAGCUCCUUGAGAACUAUAGCGACCAAGGCACCUGGUGGGUGGCACAUAGAUGGUCAAAAACGCUGGAUCGGUAACAGUACUUUCGCCGAUGUGCUCGUCGUGUUAGCCAGGAAUGCAGACACACAACAGCUAAAUGGGUUCAUUGUGCGGAAAGGAGCUCCUGGCCUGAAAGCUACAAAGAUCGAGAACAAAAUUGGCCUCAGGAUGGUUCAGAACGGUGACAUAGUUUUGAACAAGGUGUUCGUCCCUGACGAAGACCGGUUGCCAGGCAUCAACUCGUUUCAGGACAUCAGCAAGGUGCUCGCCAUUUCACGCAUUAUGGUGGCAUGGCAACCGGUUGGCAUAUCAAUGGGGGUCUUCGACAUGUGCCACCGGUAUCUGAAAGAAAGGAAGCAGUUCGGAGUCCCUCUGGCGGCGUUUCAGCUGAACCAAGAGAAGCUCGCCCGGAUGCUCGGUAACGUCCAGUCGAUGGUCCUCGUCGGCUGGCGUCUCUGCAAGCUCUACGAGUCGGGGAAAAUGACGCCGGGCCACGCUAGCCUAGGGAAGGCUUGGAACUCCAGGACGGCCCGCGAGGUGGUCUCCCUUGGCCGAGAGCUGCUGGGUGGGAACGGGAUUUUGGCCGACUUCCUUGUAGCCAAGGCGUUCUGCGACCUGGAGCCCAUCUACUCGUACGAGGGCACGUACGACAUCAACAGCCUGGUGACCGGCAGGGAGGUCACCGGGAUCGCGAGCUUCAGGCCCGCCGCGCCAGCGAAAGCCCGGCUGUGACGUGAUAACCUGUGUCCCCGUGUUGCAGGGAACUGGAGGCGAAUAAAUCAUGAUCAGGUCGUCGUCGUCGUCGCCAUCGAACAAACUGAGCACGUUCCUGGAACCCGCCCGGUCAACGUUGGCUGCUCACAUGGUGUACCGUAGCCGAGUGCGGAUGGGAACGGAUUCCUAGAUAUAUGUAGUACUAUACGAAGAUAUCUGUUGCGGGUGGAUUACUGUAAACCGGGUCUAAUCUCUGUUGCGGUGUUUGCCGUCUUUGGUCAGAAGGUAAGGGGGGAACGCCAGGC